Messenger RNA from Phytomonas sp. Hart1, 1368 nucleotides. The record is from the annotation of a GenBank genome assembly. Lineage: Eukaryota; Euglenozoa; Kinetoplastea; Trypanosomatida; Trypanosomatidae.
GACAAGUACAGUGAAUAUAUACAUUACUAUAGGCAAAAAUAUAAACGAAAAUACCAUUUCAAUGAAACCACGAGCGGCGUUACUCCGCCAACAACAAUCCCAGAACCGCCGUUCCAAACUAGAGGAGAUUGCUACUAUGGCGCAAAUGGAGUCGAUGCGAAAUCCAAAGAUUCAGCAGCAACGUUUUGCAUAUCCUAGUUCUAUAGCUCAAAGACGUGACCCUAACCGUGGUAUUAUCACUCAAAAUGAAUGGAACGAACUGGUGGAUCAGCAUGAGAACUCAGGACGGGGAUUUCGGUUUAUUUUUCUAAUUUUUGUAAUCGCUUCUGUCAUUUUAUUAGUCUUAUCAAAAUAUGAUGCAGAGUUUAACGUAGAGGUACCACAGCUUGAGAGCGGUCGCGGUUUUGGUGAAGUCUUGAAUCCGCUCAACACUGAUGACUCCGAACCAGAUUAUUACCAGACACUCGGUGUUAAGGGGCGUUUAUGGAGUAACUCAGAGUUAAAUUCUGACGUUGUUGACAGCGAUGCAGAUAAACAACGGCGUCGGGAAAACUAUCGUACACGCCAGGAGAUCAAGAAGUCUUAUCAGAUACACAACGAUAAGCAAGGACAGUUGGUAUAUUGUGGGCGAUCUUGUCAGGCUAAAAACAAGCAAGUUCAAAUAGCAUACAAUAAGCUGUCUUCUCAGGUUGACCGAGAGCUAUUUGGAGUCCUCCUUGACGCUAAGGACACAAAAUCUGCACGCACUGUUAGUCCAGAAACACUCAAAAAGAAAUAUGAGGAAAAGCGUGAAUUUAUUGAGAAAACGGAAACAGACGAAGAGGAUCGUGCCAUGGCACUGGAGGAACUCAAGGACGCCUACGAAAUCAUACAGGAUCCUGAUGCGCGAAAGUACUACCUUAUCUAUGGUGCUAAACCACCAGAACAUAUGCGGCACGUUAGUGCUCGGCAUGGAGGAUGGGGUCAGGAGAUGGCGUUGGGGACCUUCAAGUACCGUAUUAUCAUAAUGUGGUUGGAUUUCCUGAACCAGUACAUCGGGAUUUGGGGUGAAACCACAGUGCUCCUAGUUUUGUUGAUUUUUCUACUGGGUCGUAUACCACAAGUUUUAAAGCAAACUCAUCACAUUUUGGAUGAUAUGGAAUGGCACGAACCGCUAGGCGAAAUGAGCGACGCAGAACCAAAUAAGGAUGAAUCAUGAAGUUUAGUGCAUGCUGAAGGAUAUGGUUUCUUUGCCUUUUUAGUGGGAUGCCCUUCCUGAAAAUUGUAUGCCUUGUUAAUAACAUCUAUCUUAUAGGAUAAUGGGCUUUAAUCAAAGCAUGUCUUUGUCAUUGCUUGUGUAUUUGUGCAAAAGGGAUUUUCGAUUCCUUG